Molecule: messenger RNA, 1707 nt
Organism: Serendipita indica DSM 11827
Lineage: Eukaryota; Fungi; Basidiomycota; Agaricomycetes; Sebacinales; Serendipitaceae
Source: the annotation of a GenBank genome assembly
AUGGUGCUUCUCCUAGAGGAAGCAGACGAUCCAAAUGCAAAGCUUGCGAUUCAUCCAGGACCCCCUGUUAAUCGCAUCAGCGAGGACGACCUCACUGAACUUGCAACCACAGAUAGUGAGAGCGGAGAAGUGGUCCCGCUAAUUAGACAGGACCCACCACCAUCUUACAGUGAUGUGAGAGUGUUUCAACAAAGACUCAAAUCGGAGGAGGAGUCGUAUGGUGGCCAACGCGCUCGCAGACGAUUCUGCCUCGCGCUGGGCGUGGCGUUCCUGCUCUUUGCUAUUCCUACUGCAACAAUAAUCACUCUCAAACUCACUCUUUCCUCCAGAUCUGCUACAGAGCCUUCGGAAUCGACGACCACCUCGGGUUCACCACAGCCAACGUCUGAUCAUCCAAAUCAUACCCCACCAUGGAGAGAAUACCCAGGGAAGGGUCCUGAUGACCACCGGGGAGGCCCUGACCAUUGGCCUCCUCCUCGCGGGGGUGGUGGAGGUGAACGACGACCGGGAGGUGAUCGCGGAGAACCUCACCGGUUUCCGGAAGGCGAAGGUCACGGUCGUCCCGAGUUUCCUCCUCCGGACCCCGAAGCCCAGCCAAUUUGCGCCGAUUGGACGUCGACUGAGAUAAGCGAUGGCGAACAAGCUAUCCCCGCAUUCAUUUCGACAUUCCCCCUUUCGUACUUUAGCAAACCCAUCUUUAUGCGCUCUUCGCUCAGCAAGGCAAAGGGUCACCUAAGAGUUAGCUUUGUGGAUCAACUGGAACUUGGGCAAGCUUCCGUCCACGUCACGGCCAGCAAGCUCUCACAAGAAGAACUGAAGAAGAUUCGAAUCUGCGUAGACCGUGGAUUUGACGGCAGCUCUAUACUCGACUCUUUGGGAAAUCUCACAAAUACAGCCGAAUUUGAUAUUGCUCUUUCUCUAUCCUCUCAGCAGCCAAUUUUGCCUGGACUCGUCACCGAACUACCUCGGUUUGCCCACUCCUUUGAUGACAGUGGCGUAUCUCGCUUCCGGUUCAUGAGCUUGUAUGGGCAAGAGGGCGAUAUAUCCUUCCAACGCGUCUAUGCAGAUUCGCUCUUCGUGACUAACGUCGGUGGCUCUGUUGACGGAUACAUCUCGACCACGAGAAGGCUGGGGAUCGAGACGACCUCCAAGCCUAUCUCGAUCACUGCAGACCUUUGCAAUGACGGCCAAGACUUCUACCCGGCCUGGGCACGAUUAAGCUCGUCGCAAGCUUCCAUUGAUGCCAAGAUGGUAUUAUGCGAACGAGCAACGGAUAGACCGUGGCAACGUAAUGGCGAGGUCGGUCGAUAUGAUAUUUCCGUGGCAAACAAGGACGCGGCAAUCACGCUAGAGGUUAAGCACGCAGCUCCCAAGCAAGGUUCGUCAUUAUACAUCAAUGUGACGAACGAAGAUACCCUUUCCCUCGGCCGGACACAUAGUGUGGUGACACUGGAUACUGGCUACGAGGGCCGAUUUUUAGUACGAGCACCGGGUUCCUCUACACCUGUUUCUGUGGAGAGCGAGGAGGCUACCGACGACGAAGGUGGCAUUCGGUAUGUGGAGAAGCACACGCUACCCUCGCAGAUCAAUGGGAUCGAAGGAAAGGUCUCUUGGGGCCGAUUUUCUCUGCCCGACCGCCCCAGAAGCGAUGUAUUUGUCAACACGGUGGGCGAAGGAGAGACGGGUCUUGUGUUGCUCGGAGACUGA